AUGAAUGACCCUGGCCUUGACGACGCCGUUGCUGAUGAGGCAGUGGCUCUCGAUACUACCUCCAGCAACCGCCAAGAUCAGAGUGAUCAAGAUUCAUCAACUCGAGAUGCGAAGUAUCCUCGAGCUGCUCGAUGGUGGUUUGCGAGUACAAUAUAUCCCCUGACAGCUGGCACAUUCGGCCCAAUGGCUAGCGCUUUCAACAUAUGCUCCCUGUCCCAACCCUGGCGAAUGGACCUAACAAGCACCGGUGGAAUAGACGUUCCUGAUCCAAAAUGGGCCAUCGCCAUAAACGCAGUAUCCUUGGUUUUUGCCCUAGCAGCAAACCUAGCCCUAUCCCUAAAUAUGGCCCGACGUAUUCGCUUCGAAAUCGCCCAACCAAUAAUCAUCAUCGGCUGGUAUAUCUCAUCGGCACUCUUGAUAGCAAUCCUCAUACCCUUCGGCGUGCUCAUGUACAAACCAGAGAACGACGGCCGGAUCUACUCCCAGGCAUACUUCUAUGGUGCAUUCGCGGCGGGCAUAUACUUCAUCAUCUCCACUUUGAUGCUGGCCACCGGCUACGGUGCCUGGAAGGGUCACUACAGUCGUGAAUACAAGUUGACGACUAGCCAGCGGACGCUCAUGCUGCAAACGAUCAUCUUUUGCUUUUAUCUUCUUGGUGGAUCAGCUGUCUAUGCGCGAGUUGAGGGCUGGAGGUUCCUCGAUGCCGUUUACUUCGCGGAUUACACGUUGCUCACAAUUGGAGUCGGGAACUUCGCGCCGGCUACACACCUUGGUCGGGGACUUUUGUUUCCCUAUGCUGUUGGGGGUAUUAUCAUUCUUGGCUUGAUCAUCUCCUCGAUUCGCACUCUGAUGUUGGAGAAGGGGAGACAGAAAGUUGGUGAUAUGCUCACGGAUCACACGCACAAGUUCAUCAUGAAGGAGGCUUUCUCAGAACGGUCUAGGCUGCAUGGUGUCGUCCCACCGCUUGGAAAGGAGAGUGUCAAGGCAGAAGGCUUGAGUGAGCGUGAGCAACAAAAGAGGGAGUUCAUUGCUAUGAAUCAGGUUCGCGAGUUGGCGACUAUUCAGCAUAAGUGGCUCUCGCUUUUCAUUUCGCUGACGCUCUGGAUGGCUAUGUGGUUUAUUGGGGCUGUCGUCUUUUGGCGCUCUGAGACUGUGCAGCAAUGGACAUAUUUCGAGGCGUUAUACUUUGCCUACACGAGUCUUCUUACGAUUGGAUAUGGUGACAUAUAUCCGAUCAGCAGCUUGGGAAAAGCUUUUUUCGUCUUUUGGUCUUUACUUGCUGUUCCGACGAUUACAAUUCUCAUUUCGAAUAUUGGGGAUACGCUUAUCCGGUUCAUUCGUGAUGUGACAUUGUUCCUUGGUGAGAUCACUAUCUUGCCUGGUGAUCAAUCAUUUGUCGACCGGGUUAAAGAUGUGUUCAACAAGUCUUGGAUUGGAUGGUGGCUUGAAGACAAAACUGGGGAAAAGACGGGACAAUCCAAAGAGAAGGAUAGUUCUGCUACUGGAAAUGCCAACAAUGACAGAAGUCAACUGGAAGCCGAGGAGCUGAAUAAGGAACAAAAUGCUCGUGAGCGCGGUGACUUUGUUGCUGAGAAUGCCCAUCAUCGUCACUACCUUCUUUUCAAGGAAAUACGCAAGAUGAUUGAGUAUUCUUCUAGUCAUUCCUCUCGACAGUUUGACUACUUGGAGUGGGAGUACUAUCUCGGUCUGAUAGCCGGAAAGAACAAGCUGCAUUACGGCGGGGAUGGAAGCAGCAAGGAACAAGGGGGAACGAUUAACGACUGGAGGUGGAUUGACAAGGAGAGUCCGUUGUUAGGGCAUAAGACUGAGGUUGAGUGGUUACUAGGAGCACUGACAGAGGCUUUGGAUCGUGAGUUGAGGGAGGCUAGUCAGCUCCAUGAUUCUGAGAGCGAGAACGGUGAUAAUUCAGGUCUUUCUGAACGCAAAGGCAACGAACGCGGGCAGUGCUGCGCCGAAGGGAGCGCUCGGCACUUUGUGGACACAGCGAUCAAGUCUGCGGAAGAGACCGAUGGUGUCUGUUUCCACAUUUAA
Molecule: messenger RNA, 2052 nt
Organism: Penicillium nucicola
Lineage: Eukaryota; Fungi; Ascomycota; Eurotiomycetes; Eurotiales; Aspergillaceae
Product: potassium channel family protein
Exons: 4
Coding region: 1-2052 (683 amino acids)
Biological process (GO): stabilization of membrane potential; potassium ion transmembrane transport
Cellular component (GO): membrane
Molecular function (GO): potassium ion leak channel activity
Source: RefSeq, a predicted model, not a curated record